This is a messenger RNA of Striga hermonthica, 1606 nucleotides long. Lineage: Eukaryota; Viridiplantae; Streptophyta; Magnoliopsida; Lamiales; Orobanchaceae. The record is from the annotation of a GenBank genome assembly.
GGCUGCUGCACGGUGUCGAAUGUCGGAGGAGCUGCUGUCCGCGGCGGAGGAGGCGGCUUGCUGCGGUGGCUGUGGCUUGCUGCGGCUCGACUCACGGUGUCUGAGGGCUAGGGUCUGCUCGGCGUGGGGAGGAGCUGCGACGGCGGAGCUCGCGGUGACGAAAGGCUGCAGAGGUGCUGCUUCACGGUGGCUGGGACGCGGCGGACUGCGUCGGCUACGUUUAACGCUCCGACGGAACUGGGCGGGGCUCGACGGCUACGAUGGGUACUCCGACGGAACUCCUCGGGUCCCGAUAGCAUUGCUUCGUGGAGGGCUGCUCACUGCUGCACAAAUCGCCGGAAAACGCAGAGAAAGGGCGACAAUUAUUUCGGCUCCCUCUUCAUUUCUUCGUCAUAAUGAGCCAAGGUGUAAACCCUCGAUGGAGCUCUUUCUCCAAGCCUCCCUUGUCUGGCCGGAGGUAAGUUUUGCUGUGGUGGUGGUGGCGGUUGACCGAUUCCCGGAUAAUUUACUCUCAAGUGUCCAGGCUUCUUGCAACGAAAACAUAUGUUCUGCCCCAACAGACACUCUCCACGGUGCUUCUUGCCACAGUUAUGGCAUUCCUGCCUAUCCACGGCGGGCACUUGCUGCAGUGGCCGGGGUUGGAGAGCUUGGCCACCUUCUUCCUUCUUCUUCGGGUGUUCGAAUUUCCUCUUCUUGUUUCUACCUGAAACUUGAGCCUCCAUGGAUUGACAUGAAAUCGUUUUCGUAUACUCCACAUAAUCAUGAGCUCCCGACGAGUGGUGACCCACAAGUCGAAAGACUUUCUUGCUUCUACAACACUAUUAGACAACUAAACACUAGAGUCUUUGCAUGCAUGCGAUUACAUUCUUGUCACACUCCCAGCACUCAUCAAACUUCUUAUACCACUUUAUGGUGGUGGAAAAACAAUGCCUCUCGCAGAUGGCACGACCAAAUAGGCUUGAUGAGAGUACCUUUCAAUAGGUUGAAGGAAGAUAGUCUUUCACUAGGCUCCGUACAGUAUUAUCGACAGGGACAACCGGGCUGUUCGUGGCUAAACGAUGGGCUGCGGUUAAAGGCUGGGAUCCUUUUCGGCUCGGCCGCUCUCGCUUGGGCUCGCCGGAAUCACUGCGAAGGUGUUGCAACGAUGGCGAAGGGCUGCUGCACGGUGUCAAACGUCGGAGGAGCUGCUGUCCGCGGCGGAGGAGGCAGCUUGCUGCGGUGGCUGUGGCUUGCUGCGGCUCGGCUCACGGUGGCUGAGGGCUGGGGUCUGCUCGACGUGGGGAGGAGCUGCGACGGUGGAGCUCGCGGUGACAAAAGGCUGCAGAGGUGCUGCUUCACGGUGGCUAGGACGCGGCGGACUGCGUCGGCUACGUUUAACGCUCCGACGGAACUCGGCGGGGCUCGACGGCUACGAUGGGUACUCCGACGGAACUCCUCGGGUCCCGACAGCGUUGCUUCGUGGAGGGCUGCUCACUGCUGCGCAAAUCGCUGGAAAACACAGAGAAUGGGCGGUGAUUUGAGUGAUGAUGAUGGUGCAGAACUUGGUCGCGGGGAGGGUGAUGAUCGCCGGACUGCUGGAGAGGAACUUCUCCUAUGGGUGGUGAUG